Messenger RNA from Rotaria sordida, 357 nucleotides. Lineage: Eukaryota; Metazoa; Rotifera; Eurotatoria; Philodinida; Philodinidae. The record is from the annotation of a GenBank genome assembly.
AUGAAAUCCGAUCAUCCAUCACAUGAAGGACGAUUUGUUGGAUUAAAUAGUCAAGCAGCUGAACAAGCAUUUCAAUAUAUAUCUCGUGCCAAAUUUGCAUUACGAAAUUUUUCAUUUCCACAUUCGACAAUAAUGUUAUUGAUUAUGUUGCAUCUUUUGAAUUGCAAAAUGACCGGCAUCAAUUCGGAAACAAUUGGUGUGGGAUUUCAAUAUUUUGGUGAUAUAAUCAAGGAUUUUUUCCCUACACCAUGCAUAUAUGAACGCUUUGGUGCAUUGAAUGGUGAAGAAUUAAAUAAUGAUGAAGAUGACGAUCAGUCAGAUCUAGAUCAUAAUGUUACAUCUGAAGAUAUAACAUAG